Oncorhynchus tshawytscha (Chinook salmon) is the source of this 1100-nucleotide messenger RNA. Its product is annotated as germ cell-specific gene 1-like protein. The transcript is spliced from 5 exons. Lineage: Eukaryota; Metazoa; Chordata; Actinopteri; Salmoniformes; Salmonidae. The record is from RefSeq and is a predicted model, not a curated record. Gene Ontology annotation, cellular component: plasma membrane. Bases 174 to 1100 code for a protein of 308 amino acids.
AGGCAGCACAUCCUUAGAGCCACAGGAGAGAUGUACAUACAGCAUCACUCAAGGAACCUCAAAUGCCACAAGAUUAUGAAGAUUUGAGAUAUAUUUGAGAGGCGAAACACGGCGGCGACAUAUUGAAAGCCUGGAUUAGUUGCCAUUUCAUUUCAUUUUGCCCAGCCUCCAGCAUGGGGACAGAGUGCAGUCGGCGGGGGUCCCUGGCGCUCACCCUCAACAUUGUAGCAUUUACGUGUGCCCUGUCAGCAGUGACCACUAGCUUCUGGUGCGAGGGGACCAGGAAGGUGGUCAAGCCUUUCUGCACGGGGCCGGUGACGACCAGGCAGUCGUACUGCAUUCGCUUCAACAGCAGUAACAUCAAUGACAGCCGGCUGGUGCAGUACAUCUGGGAGUCGGGAGAAGAGAAGUUCCUGAUGAGGAAGUUCCACACCGGCAUCUUCUUCUCCUGUGAGCAGGCUGCUGACAUGAAUGGUUUUAACUGCAGAGACUUUAAAGACAUUGCACCUGACCAUGAAAAAGGGGUCCUGUGGCUGUGCAUCACAGCUGAGUGUCUCUACCUCAUCCUGCUGUUCACGGGAGGUGUACUCAUGUGGUUAGAGCUGUGUCCUUGCCUCAGCGUCAUGAACAAGCUGAAGCUCAACGCCUUUGCUGCCAUGUUCACCGCCCUGUCAGGCCUUUUGGGGAUGGUUGCCCACAUGAUGUUCACCACGGCCUUUCAGCUGGCUGUGGCUAUGGGUCCGGAGGACUGGAGGCCCAAGACCUGGGACUACAGCUGGUCCUACAUCUUAGCAUGGGGCUCGUUCGCCACCUGCAUGGCUUCUGCAGUGACAGCACUGAACAGGUACACCAAGACCAUUGUAGAGUUCAAGUACAAGCGGCGGAACAUUGAGAAGAACCUGAGGAUCAAGCAGAAGCUGCUGGAGAUGGACCUGCCAGAGCAGAUGUGGGACAUGUACCUGACGGCUGUGCCUGCAAGGGGAGAAGGAAAUGCUGGGCCUCUGGACCUCUCUGUCAAUGGGCACAAACCCUCCACUGGAGCAGCCUAUGUAAUGGCCCUGGACAGCAUGACAGAACCACAGGGAGAAGCCUACUGCUAA